This is a messenger RNA of Protopolystoma xenopodis, 210 nucleotides long. The record is from the annotation of a GenBank genome assembly. Lineage: Eukaryota; Metazoa; Platyhelminthes; Monogenea; Polystomatidea; Polystomatidae.
AUGAAGCAUAUUUCUUCACUCAGCUCUAAAACGGAUUCGAAGCCCAGCUCAGCUAUACUUUUGUCUCCACUUGUCACAUUCUAUAAGCAUCACAAUCCCAAUCCCUCUCGUCGAGCAAUGGUCUGCUUCUGCCACGAAGUCUGCGUCACCGAUUAUUCUAAUUGCGUCUGUCGUCCAACAGACUCGCCGGAUUUCGUGUCGUUUGUCUGA